This is a messenger RNA of Diatraea saccharalis (sugarcane borer), 867 nucleotides long. The record is from the annotation of a GenBank genome assembly. NCBI's taxonomy places the organism in Eukaryota, Metazoa, Arthropoda, Insecta, Lepidoptera, Crambidae.
AGGUUGGCACUAAUGGCGUAUUACCGCUGUGGGCCUACUGCUAUCGGCAGCCGCAUGACAUGGGGUCCCGUCUCGACACCGGGGCCCGGGGACUUUGAGCGUCCGCUCAACGGGAACUACGACCGUAUCUUCAACGCCUUCGAGAGGACUACAGCUUUUGAAUACGUUCGCAACACAUUUGAGGGAAAAGACGAAGAGAAGAAGGAAGAGAGACACGUAGGUCAUCAGGAUGUCGUCGUCAACAGGAAGAUGAGCAGUAGCUUUGAAAGGGCGGAUUGCGCGCUGGCAGCGCAGACGCCCUGCGAUGAUGACGAAGACUUCUACAGGGAGAAGAUCCUGUACUCGCAGGCGAGACAGUUGUAUCCCUUACAGGAGGACCUGGCAGAUUGGAUCAACAAAACCAUUGGAAUAUCAUAUCUAACAGGAGAAAAUUUCUUGGAUGUAUUGGACAACGGUGCAGAGUUGUGUCAGCUGGCUGCUGUGAUACACGACCGUGCGCGCGACGCCCUCGAUCAAGGCCUCAUCGUGGGGCCGGUGCCUCAGAUCAAAGGCCGGUGCUGGCAGCGCGCGGCGCGACGCAGCUUCUUCUCGCGCGACAAUGCCGAAAACUUCCUCACAUUCUGUCGGGAACUCGGUGUCCACGAGAACCUACUAUUUGAAAGCGACGAUCUGGUGCUUCAUAACCAGCCGCGGCAGGUGAUAUUGUGCUUGUUGGAAGUGGCUCGGCUGGCAGCACGCUACGGGCUGGAGCCGCCGGGGCUGGUGCAGCUGGAGAAGGAAAUAGCGCUAGAGGAGAAGGACUCCGGCAUCGACGCCACGCACACCUCCUGGCAGUUCAGGGACAUCUCGCCCUUGCCUGACAAGUAA